AUGACCCAGACAACUUUUACGAACACUACCUCUGAAAGAAGAAAAAAGUACACGAUUGAAAUAGAACGUGAAAUAAACGAUAACUAUGUGAAGAUUCAAAUUACACCUAAUGGACUCCGAAAAAAGCAAUUUAUCAAUUGCAUAAUAGUUAUUAUAUUCAAUAGUUGGAUCAUGUUAUCCAGCCAUACAUUCUUUGAAAGAUUUGCAUCAUAUACUAUUGCGGUUAAAUCAUUGAUGUUCCUCACCAGUUGUAUGACACUAAAGAACCCUACAAUUGAGACAUUGACAAUAUUUAAAAACUAUGGAAUUCAAACAUCAGAUGUAAGUGGGUAUAGUGUGUUACCAGACACACUCAAUAACAUGAUUUGCUCCCCACGGACAAUAUUUGUCCCAAGAGAUAGAAUAGUAGAUGUUAUCAUCAAUGAGGGAUUUGUAAGAGAAUGCCAAGUUAUAUUUUACUUAGCUGCAAUUGUCAGAGGCCAAGAUAAAAUGAAGCUUCUGUUUUCAAGAAAUAGACCCCGAUUAGUUGAUCAAAAAACAAUAUAUAAUUUAGCAAGAAAAUGCCUUUAUUUGAAACGUGAACCGUUACUGGUAGAAUAA
Maudiozyma saulgeensis is the source of this 600-nucleotide messenger RNA. NCBI's taxonomy places the organism in Eukaryota, Fungi, Ascomycota, Saccharomycetes, Saccharomycetales, Saccharomycetaceae. The record is from the annotation of a GenBank genome assembly.